CUCACCAACCGCCUCUCUUUGAACGGCGACCCAAACCUACGAAGCUCUCUCGCUCCGCCAUUCCCCACGUCCACGGAAUUCCAAAUCCCUAACCCUAAUUCUCGUCCCCGUCCCCCCAAAUCCCCUAAUGCCUCUCCAAAUUUGGAUUUGAAUUCGGAGUGGAUCUUUCGAUCUCUGUGACAUGGGCACACCUCAUGUGAAUCUCGAUCUCAAUGGCGCGGAGAUCCGCGGAGAAUUGGACGAGAGGAACCCUCCAAUCUAUUUGCCCAACCAACCCUCAGAUUCCCCUCUUCUCGCGCUUGAUAUCGGAGGGACUUUGAUCAAGCUCGUGUACUUUUCCAAUGGGAAAGAGGGGAAUGCGGGGGGUGAGAGAGGGGUUCGGAAACUUGGUGGGAAGUUGCAUUUCACGAAGUUUGAAACGCGGCGACUUGAUGAGUGCUUGGAUUUUAUUGUGUCAAAGAAGCUCCUUUGUGGAAUGACUACAGGGUCAAGUAAAGAACAUGUGGUAAUAAAGGCUACAGGUGGUGGAGCAUUUAAAUUUGCUGAUGUCUUCAAGGAGAAGCUAGGUGUUUCUCUUGAUAAGUUGGAUGAAAUGGAUAGUGUUGUAGCUGGAGCAAACUUUUUGCUGCAGAAAAUUCCUGGUGAAUCCUUCACACACAUGAAUGGAAAACGGACUCUUGUAACUAUUAGUCCGAAGAACUUGUUUCCAUACCUUCUUGUCAAUAUUGGCUCAGGUGUUAGUAUAAUAAAGGUCACUGGAACUAGGAAGUUUGAAAGGGUAAGUGGGACCCACAUCGGUGGGGGCACCAUGUUUGGUUUAGCAAAACUUUUAACUGGUUGCAAAAGUUAUGAUGAGUUCUUGAAGUUGAGCCAGAAAGGGGACAAUCUUGUUCUUGAUUUGAUUGUCAAAGAUAUUUGUGGGGAACUGGUUUGCCAAAAGCAAGGUCUUUCAGCGUCAACUCUUGCUUCUAGCUUUGGGAAAGUGAUAACGUCUAAAAGGAAGCUCGCGGAUUACAAACCUGAGGACCUUGCUGCUACCCUAUUAAGUGCUUUUACUUAUAACAUUGCACAAAUUUCUUUCCUUGUAGCAUCACUCUUGGGGCUCAGGAAGGUUUUCUUUGGAGGAUCGUAUAUUCGUGGUCAUACAAGCACAAUGGACAACAUUAGUUAUGCAAUUGACUUCUGGUCAAAAGGUCAGAUGCAAGCACUCUUUUUACGCCAUGAAGGGUUUUUAGGAUCUCUUGGUGCAUUAACUAGUUAUGGAAACAUUGAUACUGAUAGCCUGACACUUGAGGAUUCAAAAGAACAAGAUAUAUUCCAUGACUCAUCUGCACCUAUUGAUGGAAAGUUAGCAGCUGAACAUACGGAAAGCAACAUCUUUCCUUAUCUACUUGUUAAUAUUGGCUCAGGUGUUAGCAUGGUUGAGGUGAUUGGAAAGGGAAAGUUUGAGCGUAUUAUUGGGACCCACUUAGGUGGCGGUACUAUCCUUGGUCUUGCAAGGCUGCUGACGGGCUGUUCCAGUUAUGAAGAGUUUUUGGAGUUGAGCCAAAGGGGUAAUAAUUUAUCAGUAGACUUGACUGUUGGGGAUAUAUAUGGUGAGCAAGGUUAUCUGAAGCAUGGUCUCCCAGCGUCUACUACUGCUUCUAGCUUUGGGAAGGUAAAUUCGAACAAGCUUUCAGAUUACAAAGUAGAGGAUCUUGCUGCAGCUCUCUUGAGUGCUUUCAGUUACAAUAUUGGACAAAUAGCCUAUUUCGUGGCAACUCUAUCAGGGAUGAAGAGAAUUUUCUUUCGAGGAACAUACGUUUGUGGUCAUGAAAAGACUAUGGACAAGAUUUCUCGAGCACUUAAAUAUUGGUCCAAAGGCCAAGUCCAAACGACAUUCCUUUGCCACGAGGGAUUCUUAGGAACUCUAGGAGCUUUUUGGAGCUAUGAAAGCAUGGGCAUUGACGGCUUGGCCGCCCCUGAGGUCAUAAAGGAGGUCUUGCUUGGCGCUCCUUACACUGGAGGACAAUUUCCAACUCUACCUCCGAGUCAGCAGAAUGACCGUAAUGAUGCUAUCGACCUCAGGACAGAAGUUGAGAAGCUAAAACAUGACAAUGCAAUGCUCAGAGCCAUGGUAGAAAGGCUACAAUGUGAAAAUGAAGAGCUCAAAGCUAAGUCUCGGCAAUCAUAGCAUAAACAUUAUAUGACAACAUCCCAAGAAAGAGAUGAUCAGUUUCGCAACAUGAAGCAAAACAACAAAAUUGGAGCAAAUAAGGUUUCGAGCCCGGCAUCAGAAUUUUGGCUACAGCUUCUGGGCCGAAAAUUAUCCCAAUCUUUUAUGUAUUAUUGUUAUUCAUGUUAUCGAUCUGUUUGUAUGUAGAGUUAGAAAUGUUUUUGUAGUUAGUUCCAAAUUGUUGCAUGUUUUUCAUAAGCCCCUUCUAGUAUGUAGACUAUUGAAUCUGCACUUUCUUUGGUAUCAAAUGAUUGUAGAACCAAGAUGAUUUGAUUUGUAACAUCAUAAAUUGAAGGGAGUUAAUUUUAAACUAACUUCUUUAUUUGAAAUGUAAUAUUGGAUUGAA
This is a messenger RNA of Ananas comosus (pineapple), 2561 nucleotides long. Its product is annotated as pantothenate kinase 1-like. The transcript has 17 exons. Gene Ontology annotation, molecular function: pantothenate kinase activity; ATP binding. Gene Ontology annotation, cellular component: nucleus; cytosol. Gene Ontology annotation, biological process: coenzyme A biosynthetic process. NCBI's taxonomy places the organism in Eukaryota, Viridiplantae, Streptophyta, Magnoliopsida, Poales, Bromeliaceae. The coding region runs from base 182 to 2173 and encodes 663 amino acids. The record is from RefSeq and is a predicted model, not a curated record.